Camelina sativa (false flax) is the source of this 2439-nucleotide messenger RNA. RefSeq names its product DEAD-box ATP-dependent RNA helicase 7. Gene Ontology annotation, molecular function: RNA helicase activity; ATP binding; RNA binding. The record is from RefSeq and is a predicted model, not a curated record. NCBI's taxonomy places the organism in Eukaryota, Viridiplantae, Streptophyta, Magnoliopsida, Brassicales, Brassicaceae.
GUAAACCCUAAAUAUUUGUCCUCCUCUUCGUCUCUCUGCCUGCUUCCGUGUUUUAAAUCGCCUCAAUCUCUAUAAAAGCAGGAGAGAUUCGAUUCGAUUCUCAAAUAUUCUUCAACCUCCCCCAAAUUAAACCUAAAUGCCUUCACUAAUGUUAUCCGACAAGAAAGAGGAGAAGAAGAUGAAGAAGAAGAUAGCCUUGGAAACCCCAGAGCUUGACUCUAAGAAGGGGAAGAAGGAGGCGAAGCUGAAGUUUUCCUCUUCGGAUGAAGAAGACUCGGAGAAGAAGAAGAGUAAGAGGAAGGAGAAGAAGCGUAAGGCUGCGGAGGAUGAUGAGGAAGAAGGGAAGAGCGAUUCGAGCUCUGAGAAGAAGAAGAAGAAGAAGAGCAGCAAGAAGGUUAAGUUGGGUAUUGAAGAUGUUGAAGUUGAUAACCCUAACGCUGUUUCCAAGUUUAGGAUCUCGGCUCCGUUGAGGGAGAUGCUUAAGAAGAAUGGUAUUGAAGCUCUUUUCCCUAUUCAAGCUACAACGUUUGAUAUGGUUCUCGAUGGUGCUGAUUUAGUUGGACGGGCUCGUACUGGUCAGGGUAAAACACUGGCCUUUGUGUUGCCUAUAUUGGAAUCAUUGAUCAAUGGACCUGCGAAGAGCAAAAAGAAGAAUGGGUAUGGCAGGCCACCAAGUGUUUUGGUCCUUUUACCCACCAGAGAAUUGGCCAAGCAGGUGAAUGCUGACUUUGAAACAUACGGAUUAGCACUUGGGUUAACUUCUUGCUGUGUCUAUGGAGGUGAAGGUUAUUCUGCCCAGCAGAAUAGUUUAAGGAAAGGUGUUGACAUUGUGGUUGGAACCCCUGGUCGUGUUAAGGAUUUUAUUAAUAACGAAAAAAUUGAUCUGAGCUAUCUACAAUUCCGUGUGCUUGAUGAAGCUGAUGAAAUGUUGAGGAUGGGGUUUGUUGAGGAUGUUGAAUUUAUAUUAGGGAAAGUGGAAGAUGCUACUAAAGUCCAGACUCUUCUCUUCAGUGCUACUCUGCCACAAUGGGUUCAAAAUAUCUCUCUCAAGUUUCUUAAAAAAGACCUGAAGACUAUUGAUCUUGUUGGUAAUGAUAAAAUGAAGGCCAGUAAUAGUGUACGACACAUUGCUAUUCCCUGUAAUAAGGCAGCCAUGCCUCGGUUGAUUCCUGAUAUUAUCAGUUGCUAUAGCAGUGGAGGCCAAACCAUUAUUUUCGCUGAGAAAAAAGAGGAAGCGAACGAGCUUUCUGGUUUGUUGGCUGGGUCAAGAACUUUGCAUGGAGACAUACAGCAAUCACAACGCGAGGUUACUCUUGCUGGAUUUAGGAAGGGCAAGUUUUCGACAUUGGUGGCUACUAACGUUGCUGCUCGUGGUCUAGAUAUCAAUGAUGUGCAGUUAAUUAUACAGUGUGAGCCUCCACGUGAGGUUGAAUCAUAUAUUCAUCGUUCAGGCCGAACAGGAAGAGCUGGCAACACUGGAGUUGCAGUUACACUUUACGAAUCUAGAAAGUCAAGUAUAUCCAGAAUCGAAAGAGAAGCAGGUAUAAAAUUUGAGUACUUGUCUGCACCUCAGCCUAAUGAUAUUGCCAGAGCUGGUGGUAUGGAUGCUGCUGAGAAAAUUAAACAAGUUUGCGACAGUGUGGUUCCUGCAUUCUUGGAAGCUGCGAAGAAAUUAUUAGAAAAUUCUGGUUUAUCAGCUGAAGUACUCCUCGCAAAAGCUCUUGCAAAAACAGCGGGCUUCACUGAGAUUAAGAAAAGGUCACUUCUUACAUCAAUGGAGAACCAUGUAACACUACAUCUUGAAGCAGGAAGACCAAUACAGUCGCCGUCAUAUGUUUAUGGAAUGCUAAGAAGAGUUUUACCAGAAGACAAGGUGGAGCGUAUUGAAGGGUUGAGUCUAACAGCGGAUAAAAGCGGAGCAGUGUUUGACAUUGUGCAAUCGGAUCUAGACUUAUUCCUUGCAGCUGGGCAAAAGAAUCCUGGAAGUAUGAGCUUGGAAGUGGUUAAGGAGAUGCCUAAACUUCAGGAGAGAGAACCAUUGCCACAAAGAAGAUUUGGUCGCGGCGGUAGCCGGUUCGGCAAUGGUGGUGGAAGGUUCGGCAGUGGUGGCGGUGGAAGCCGGUUCGGCGGUGGUGGCGGCAGAGGAGGAAGAGGUGGCGGCAGAGGAGGAGGUAGGUGGUAGAGGCCAGAAAUAUUGAAGACUCAAACCCUACGUCGUCCCCUUUUGAUAAAAAGAGAAAAGAAAAACUAAACUCUCCUCUUAUAAUAUCUUUAUUCUCUCUUCUUCCCUGAUGACUUCUUCUACAUUAUAGGUGUUUUUGAAUGUUUUUCCCCUUGUUUUUUUUUGGCUGUGAACAAACUUAAGAAGGAGGCUCUCUUGUAUCCUCUUAUCAAUUUUGUGUAAUUUGGGUGAUAAUGAUGAUUAAUUAUUACUUCAUA